This is a messenger RNA of Gambusia affinis (western mosquitofish), 2037 nucleotides long. RefSeq names its product aldehyde dehydrogenase family 3 member A2-like. The record is from RefSeq and is a predicted model, not a curated record. Gene Ontology annotation, cellular component: cytoplasm. Lineage: Eukaryota; Metazoa; Chordata; Actinopteri; Cyprinodontiformes; Poeciliidae. Bases 117 to 1724 code for a protein of 535 amino acids. Gene Ontology annotation, biological process: aldehyde metabolic process. The transcript has 9 exons. Gene Ontology annotation, molecular function: aldehyde dehydrogenase (NAD+) activity.
CAGACGGCGCACACAGGUCAGUUGGAGAGCAGGAAGCCUCGCAGCGGGACAGGAACAUUCAGCUCAUAUCUGACCAGAUCAAGCUCCAGUCCGGCUGCAGUGAGUUCGGUGACUGGAUGGAAAGGCAGCUGUUACAGCGGGCCAAGGAGGCCUUCGUCAGUGGCAGGGCUCGACCUCUAGAGUUCAGACUCCAGCAGCUUCACGCCCUGCAGAGGAUGAUCAUGGAGAAGGAGACUGAGAUUUCCACUGCUCUCAAACAAGACAUCAACAGGAGCCAGUAUGACACGCCUCUCCUGGAGCUGAUCGGUAUUGAGAAUGAGAUCAAGCUGGCCAUAGAGAAGCUUGCACAGUGGGCUGCUCCUCGUCCUGUAGAGAAGAACCUCUUUACUAUAUCGGAUGAGGUCUACAUUCAGCCAGAGCCUCUAGGGGUGGUUCUCAUCAUUGGGGCCUGGAACUACCCCUGGGCUCUAACUCUGAUUCCGCUGGUUGGAGCCAUCGCAGCGGGCAACGCAGCUGUGGUGAAACCGUCCGAGUUGAGCGAGUGCUCGUCCCUCCUGCUGCAUACACUGCUGCCUCGCUAUCUGGACAAGGAUCUGUACCCAGUAGUGACAGGUGGUGUGUCAGAGACCCAGCAGCUGCUGAGGCUCAGGUUUGAUCACAUAUUCUACACGGGUGGCAGUACAGCAGGCAAACUAGUGAUGGAGGCUGCAGCGCGUCACCUCACCCCUGUGACCCUGGAGCUGGGCGGGAAGAGCCCCUGCUACAUCGACAAGGACUGCGAUGUCAGGACGGCCUGCCGGCGCGUCACUUGGGGAAAGUUUGUGAACUGUGGCCAGACUUGCAUCGCUCCAGACUAUAUUCUGUGUGAGCCCUGCAUCCAGGGCCAGGUGGUUGAAUUCAUCCGACAGACUCUACUGGAAUUCUAUGGUGCUGAUCCGAAAUGCUCGCCUGAUUACGGCCGAAUCAUCAACCAGCAGCACUUCAGCAGAAUCAUGAGUCUGAUGGAGGGAUACACUCCUGUUGUUGGGGGGCAGAGUGAUUCCUCACAGUGCUACAUUGCCCCAACGGUGCUGAAGGAUGUACCCCCCCACUCCAGGCUGAUGCAGGAGGAGAUCUUCGGCCCUGUCCUGCCAAUAGUCACAGUGAGCGACAUGGAGGAUGCCAUUAACUUUAUCAAUGAGAGGGAGAAACCCUUGGCUCUCUAUAUCUUCUGUUCUGACCAGAAGGUGGGGCUCACUAAACAGAAAACAACUUUUAGACUUUUGGACCUUUCUCUUUGUGACUCUUGUGCUUCCUUCUAUCUGACCAAGGCAAUAAAACGGAUGAUUGAGGAAACCACCAGUGGAGGAGUGACAGUUAAUGAUGUCAUGAUGCACUACACAAUCAGCUCACUCCCAUUUGGAGGCGUUGGCCAGAGUGGCAUGGGUCGUUACCAUGGCAAACACACCUUCGACCAACUGAGUCACCAGAAAGCGUGUCUGAUUCGCUCGCUGAAGAUGGAGAGGGUAAAUCUGGCACGCUAUCCUCCCCAGGACCGCCGGCGAGCGCGGAGGGUCCGCAUGGCCCUCAGGUCUCCUCUGAUCGACACGUCGAAGAGGACGCUCAUCUGGGCCGUUGUGGCCACCAUCCUGGGCAUCGGCCUGUUCAUCACUCUGUUGGUCAUCCUGCUCAUAGCCGCUGGCCUUAACUGCACCUGCUGGUAUUGGAGAGGCUUCUAUAACUAGCAGAGCUACAGAACCACUUCCCUUCACAAACUCUUUCCAAAGAUUUAAGAAAUGCUGCAGUGAUUUUACACUGAGAUCAGUUUGGAGUAGAGAUGUUUUAGAGAUUAAUGUACAUAAUUGUUUAAUCUAACUUUGUUUCCCCCUGUUUCUUAAUUUUGUGUUGGAGGUUUUGGCUCAGCAACUAAAUAACAUUAGCUCAGUCAUUACUGUUGUAAAUGGUUCUUUUCUUAAGGAAAUAAAUUCUAAACAAACAAAUCAUACACUGUGAUUUAUGUAUGUGUUUUUGUUUUCAAAUAAAAGAUUUGAUACAUUA